AUGGAACUACCAUGCGACGGAGCCGGCAUUUGCAUGGUCUGCAAAAACAAGCCGCCAAGCGAAGAAACCCUCACGUGCAAAACAUGUGUCACUCCCUGGCACGCUACGUGUCUCGUCUCUCCCCCUCAGGCGUUAUCAGAUACGCUUCAAUGGGAGUGCCCUGACUGCUCCAUGAUAACGCCGCCGUCCACUUCCGCCGUCGCCUCUGGACGAUCGGAGGAGGCCGGCGACCUCAUCGCUUCGAUUCGGAAGAUCCAGGAAGACAAGUCCUUGACGGAACAGCAAAAGGCAAAUAAACGGCAGGAGCUGCUGAGUGGCUCCGCCGCAGGUCCGUCGUCAUCGGACGACGAUGAAAAGAAAGAAAAGAACGAUGUGCUGGAUAUACUCGAUAAGGAAUUAACUUGCUCCUUCUGUAUGCAAAUGCUGGAUAGGCCUGUUACGACACCAUGUGGUCAUAACUUUUGCCUGAAGUGUUUCCAGAGAUGGAUUGGACAAGGGAAACGUACAUGUGCUUAUUGCCGUGUACAAAUCCCACCCAAGAUGGCAAGCCAGCCUCGUAUCAAUUCUACACUUGUUUUUGCGAUACGUAUGGCAAGGCUGUCAAGGUCCAGCAAUGCUGGUGGGGCUCAAAAGGAGUAUCAUUUUGUCCACAACCAAAACAGGCCGGACAAAGCAUACACAACAGAGCGUGCUAAGAAAGCUGGAAAGGCUAAUGCUUGUAGUGGGAAGAUCUUUGUCACAGUUCCUCCUGAUCACUUUGGGCCAAUUCUUGCUGAGAAUGACCCAGAAAGAAAAAUGGGCGUUUUGGUGGGAGAGAUAUGGGAGGAUAGGCUGACAUGUAGACAGUGGGGUGCCCAUCUUCCCCAUGUUGCAGGAAUUGCUGGUCAGUCAUCUUAUGGUGCACAAUCUGUGGCUCUCUCUGGAGGUUAUCUAGAUGAUGAGGACCAUGGUGAAUGGUUCCUUUACACUGGGAGUGGAGGAAGGGACCUGAGUGGCAAUAAACGCACAAACAAGGAUCAAUCUUUUGAUCAAAAGUUUGACAAGAUGAAUGAGGCAUUACGAUUAAGCUGCCUAAAGGGCUAUCCUGUAAGAGUGGUCAGGUCCCACAAAGAGAAGCGAUCAUCUUAUGCUCCAGAAAAAGGUGUACGUUAUGAUGGGGUUUAUAGGAUUGAGAAGUGCUGGCGUAAGAAUGGAAUACAGGGCUUUAAAGUUUGCAGGUAUCUUUUUGUCAGAUGUGACAAUGAGCCUGCCCCAUGGACGAGUGAUGUUCAAGGUGACCGUCCAAGGUCUCUCCCUGUCAUUAAGGAGUUAAAGAAUGCAACUGAUAUAACUGAAAGGAAGGGGUCCCCAUCCUGGGACUAUGAUGAGGAAAAGAGUUGCUGGGUGUGGAAAAAGCCUCCGCCAGCCAGUAAAAAAAGAGUUGCUGAUAGUGGAGAUCCAGAAGAUGGCAGAGUGAUGAGAGUCAAGCGGCUCAAGCAAACUGUAUCUGUUAGAGAGAAGCUUCUGAAAGAGUUUAGUUGUCAAAUCUGUCGAAAGGUGAUGGUCAAUCCGAUUACUACCCCAUGUGUGCACAAUUUCUGCAAAGCAUGUCUAGAGUGUGCCUUUGCUGGCCAAAGUUUAACUAGGCAAAGAGGAGGCAGACGGACAUUGAGAGUGCAAAAGAAUGUUAUGAAAUGUCCAUCCUGUACCAUUGACAUAGCUGACUUCCUUCAGAAUCCGCAGGUGAAUCGGGAGUUGAUGGGUGUAAUAGAAUCACUUCAACAGCAAGCGGAGCAGGAGAAGGUGGAUGAAAAUUCAGAAGGGUGUAGUGAAGAGAGCGAUGAUGCUAUUGAGCAACCAGACUUGGUUGCUGAUGCCGAAGAGCCGGAGGAUGAAUCCCAAAAGGCACAGAAGCAGAAAAUAGAAACCGAUGGUGAUGACAUUGUGGAUCCAUCAUCAAAUGUGCAGAGGGGGAGUCCAGGGAAGGAGAAUGAAGCAUUGACUGCUAUUGAUGGAGCCUGUCAAUAA
This is a messenger RNA of Dovyalis caffra, 2007 nucleotides long. The record is from the annotation of a GenBank genome assembly. Lineage: Eukaryota; Viridiplantae; Streptophyta; Magnoliopsida; Malpighiales; Salicaceae.